UGCAAGGGCUGAAAUUAACUGAAUUAUUAGUUAGCUCUCCUCCGUGUUCCGCUCUCACGUGAAAUUCCCUCAGCAUGUCAGUCGGCUUGGAGCUCAUAGGCAUCUCGCUGUGCAUAUUUGGAUGGAUUAUCGCCAUCGUGGCCUGCGCCCUCCCCAUGUGGAGGGUGACGGCCUUCAUCGGCAGCAACAUUGUGACGGCUCAGAUCAUCUGGGAGGGCCUGUGGAUGAAUUGCGUGGUCCAGAGCACAGGUCAGAUGCAGUGCAAGUUUUACGACUCCAUGCUCGCGCUCUCACAGGACCUGCAAGCUGCCCGUGCACUCACCGUCAUCUCCAUUCUCAUAGCCAUCUUGGCAGUGCUCAUCGCCAUCGCCGGAGCCAAGUGCACCAACUGCAUUGAGGACGAGGCAUCCAAGGCCAAGGUGAUGAUCAUCUCUGGGGUCUUCUUCAUUGUGUCUGGCGUCAUGCAGCUCAUUCCCACCUCCUGGUCAGCCAACACCAUAAUCAGAGAUUUCUACAACCCAUUACUGCCGGACGCUCAGAGGCGGGAGCUCGGGGCGUCUCUGUACAUCAGCUGGGCGGCAGCGGCGCUCCUGGUUCUUGGUGGCGGGCUCCUCUGUUGCUCCUGUCCGCCCCGUGAGACCAGGUACAACCCCUCACGGAUGGCGUACUCUGCGCCACGCUCCACAGGCGGCCCAGGGUUAGAGAGGAAAGACUACGUAUGAGCGACAGCCACAGACAAACAUCUGACAAUGUGCAC
Thalassophryne amazonica is the source of this 757-nucleotide messenger RNA. RefSeq names its product claudin-3-like. Gene Ontology annotation, biological process: bicellular tight junction assembly; cell adhesion. Lineage: Eukaryota; Metazoa; Chordata; Actinopteri; Batrachoidiformes; Batrachoididae. Gene Ontology annotation, cellular component: bicellular tight junction; plasma membrane. Bases 75 to 722 code for a protein of 215 amino acids. The transcript has a single exon. The record is from RefSeq and is a predicted model, not a curated record. Gene Ontology annotation, molecular function: structural molecule activity.